This is a messenger RNA of Aspergillus melleus, 1002 nucleotides long. RefSeq lists its product as uncharacterized. Gene Ontology annotation, molecular function: glutathione transferase activity. The transcript is spliced from 3 exons. Bases 1 to 1002 code for a protein of 333 amino acids. Gene Ontology annotation, cellular component: cytoplasm. The record is from RefSeq and is a predicted model, not a curated record. NCBI's taxonomy places the organism in Eukaryota, Fungi, Ascomycota, Eurotiomycetes, Eurotiales, Aspergillaceae.
AUGACCGAAACGGAAUCCAAAAUCUACCGCCACGCCGACGCGGACGGGCACUUUCGACGACAAGACUCCUCCUUCCGCUCGUUCGUCUCGCCCGACCCGACAGCAGAGUUCCCAGCUCAACCAGACCGCUACGUGCUCUACCUCAACUACGGCUGUCCCUGGGCGCACCGGACCAACAUCGUGCGCUCCCUCAAGGGCCUCGAAGAUAUCAUCCAGUUGAUAAUCCUAGACCCCGAGCUGGGGCCCAACGGCUGGUUCUUCUCAGGACGAUGGGGCUCCGCUACUCAAGAUCCGUUAUACGGGUUCCACGAGCUGCGCGAGCUCUACCAUAAAGCCGACCCGGGGUAUCAGGGCCGCUACACCAUCCCGGUGCUUUGGGAUCGCACGCGCGAGACGAUCGUGAGCAACGAGAGCAGCGAGAUCAUUCGCAUGUUUUACUCCUCGUUUGACGCGCUGCUGCCGCCGGAGCGACGCGAGGUGAACCAGCCGGGCGGGGGCCUGUAUCCGGCUCAUCUUCGGGGUGAGAUCGAUGCGAUGAACGAGUGGGUGUACGAGAAGAUCAACAACGGAGUGUAUAAGACGGGGUUUGCCACGACGCAGGAGGCCUACGAUGCCAACGUCUACCCGCUCUUCGAGGCGCUGGAUCGCGUCGAAGACCAUCUGGCGCAGUCGGGCCAUGGGCCGUACUUGUUUGGAGAGAAUAUCACCGAGGCGGAUGUGCGGCUGUAUACGACCAUCUGUCGGUUUGAUGUCGCGUACUACUUGAUCUUUCGGUGUAAUUUGAAGAUGAUCCGUCAUGACUAUCCCCGGAUCGAUCGCUGGUAUCGACAGUUGUACUUUGAUGAGUCGGAGAGGACUCGUGGAGGGGCGUUCAAGAAGACGACGUUCUUCUAUAUUUACAAGUAUAACUAUCUCAAGGCGCUGGGGAAGAGAGUAGGCGGCUCGCAGACCGUCGUCCCUGCUGGCCCUGUCCCAGAUAUCCUCCCAUUGGAGAAACUGUAG